This is a messenger RNA of Mizuhopecten yessoensis (Yesso scallop), 912 nucleotides long. RefSeq lists its product as uncharacterized. Lineage: Eukaryota; Metazoa; Mollusca; Bivalvia; Pectinida; Pectinidae. The record is from RefSeq and is a predicted model, not a curated record. Bases 1 to 912 code for a protein of 303 amino acids. The transcript has a single exon.
AUGUUUGACACUCAACUAAAUAGUAUACUGACGGAUGAUGGUAUAGGAUCACAGGAUGGUGGUAUAGGAUCACAGGAUGGUGGUAUAGGAUCACAGGAUGGUGGUAUAGGAUCACAGGAUGGUGGUAUAGGAUCACAGGAUGGUGGUAUAGGAUCACAGGAUGGUGGUAUAGGAUCACAGGAUGGUGGUAUAGGAUCACAGGAUGGUGGUAUAGGAUCACAGGAUGGUGGUAUAGGAUCACAGGAUGGUGGUAUAGGAUCACAGGAUGGUGGUAUAGGAUCACAGGAUGGUGGUAUAGGAUCACAGGAUGGUGGUAUAGGAUCACAGGAUGGUGGUAUAGGAUCACAGGAUGGUGGUAUAGGAUCACAGGAUGGUGGUAUAGGAUCACAGGAUGGUGGUAUAGGAUCACAGGAUGGUGGUAUAGGAUCACAGGAUGGUGGUAUAGGAUCACAGGAUGGUGGUAUAGGAUCACAGGAUGGUGGUAUAGGAUCACAGGAUGGUGGUAUAGGAUCACAGGAUGGUGGUAUAGGAUCACAGGAUGGUGGUAUAGGAUCACAGGAUGGUGGUAUAGGAUCACAGGAUGGUGGUAUAGGAUCACAGGAUGGUGGUAUAGGAUCACAGGAUGGUGGUAUAGGAUCACAGGAUGGUGGUAUAGGAUCACAGGAUGGUGGUAUAGGAUCACAGGAUGGUGGUAUAGGAUCACAGGAUGGUGGUAUAGGAUCACAGGAUGGUGGUAUAGGAUCACAGGAUGGUGGUAUAGGAUCACAGGAUGGUGGUAUAGGAUCACAGGAUGGUGGUAUAGGAUCACAGGAUGGUGGUAUAGGAUCACAGGAUGAUGGUAUAGGAUCACAGGAUGGUGGUAUAGGAUCACAGGAUGAUGGUCAUGCACAGUCAACAAGGCGUGGUACCUGA